Messenger RNA from Aspergillus mulundensis, 480 nucleotides. RefSeq lists its product as uncharacterized. The coding region runs from base 1 to 480 and encodes 159 amino acids. The transcript has a single exon. The record is from RefSeq and is a predicted model, not a curated record. NCBI's taxonomy places the organism in Eukaryota, Fungi, Ascomycota, Eurotiomycetes, Eurotiales, Aspergillaceae.
AUGGCCCAGUUCUACGAAGUCUACAUCGCCCGCUACCCCCUCGCCAUGCAAGACCCCGACGUCCCAGACACCGGCACCCGCUACCACACCACCAUCUUCGUCCAAACCAGUCCCGACGGCAGCGGCUCCCUGCACCAAGUCACCGGCGACAUAACAGCCCCAGACGGAAUGACGUACCUUGUCCAAGACAAGAGAGUGCAAGAUCAGAUACAGCUCCCGCAUUCCCUGGAAAAACUGGGCGUCACGCUUGCAGCGACUUAUCCGGAGCAGUGGGAGGAAGUGCUCGGAAGUGUACCGACGCCGCCGCAGCAGAAGGCGUUCAAUGUGUUGACGAUGAGGACGGAGCCGUUUAAGACUAAAGAUCCGUUGACGUUUUAUGAGCCGGGUGAGGAGAGGGGCCCAUUGGUUAAGUGUACGGAGUGGACGAUGGACCGGGCUAUUCCGGCUUUGAGGAAGGCUGGGCUGCUUUUGGAUGGGUAG